AUGGCUUCCCGACCAGAAUCAAUUUCUGGUGGAUGUGUCUGCGGCUCCAUCAGAUACAAAAUUGUGUUUCCUGAGGAAGCAUCAUGGCCCGCUAAUGCAGCGACAUGUCAAUGCUCUACUUGUCGCAAGUGGACAGGGGCAUUGAUCUCGCAUGAUCUACUGAUUCACCCAUCUCAGUUUGUUGACGACAUCACCAAAUCACCAACCUACAAGGAAUAUAAAUCCAGUCAAGAAGCAACACGAUCUUUUUGCUCCCAGUGCGGAAGUGGUCUCACCUGGCGCAUCGAUUCAGUGGACGAUAUGUUGGUCAUCAUGACAGGCACCAUUGAUGAGGAAUUCUUGAUUGGCAAGAAGGUUGAAGGUACCGAAGAGGAGACUGACCUGGGAAUCAAAUUUGAAAGACACGGCGGUUUGGCCAAAGAUCUCUGCACUCCCCAUAUGGGCAACUUGUUCUGGAACAAUGUGAUUCCCGGGAUAACUGACCACGAUGUCGGAGGAACCAAAUUCCCGCAAUCUUUCCCGCAAGAAUGA
This is a messenger RNA of Rhinocladiella mackenziei CBS 650.93, 531 nucleotides long. RefSeq lists its product as uncharacterized. The transcript has 2 exons. The record is from RefSeq and is a predicted model, not a curated record. The coding region runs from base 1 to 531 and encodes 176 amino acids. Lineage: Eukaryota; Fungi; Ascomycota; Eurotiomycetes; Chaetothyriales; Herpotrichiellaceae. Gene Ontology annotation, molecular function: carbon-sulfur lyase activity.